GCGGGCUGUAUUGUUGGACAGAGUUCAGUUCAGUUUCAGUUUCAGUUUCGGUUUUCAGUCUGCAGUUUGUUUUGAGCGUCGACGAAACGUGCGACCGGGCAACGUUGAAUGCCAAACGGGUUCUAUUUAUAGAGCGACUUAUUAAGUGUACUUCAAUAUUGAAGUUCUUACAAAUUUACAAUUUAGCAUCACAAAAGUAACAAAAAUAUAAAAACAACCCACCAAAAUGUCGAAACCCGUACCAAUGUCUACAUCCAAUACGGAUUAUGAUCUGCAAAAUAUUCGUAAGCCCGAACCAUUUAAACUUGGAGAAUUUUUAUACAACUCCAAAGAGGGUACGGUUAUGGGACGAGAUCGUGCCUCAUGGGCUAAGAUUGGCAUCUUUUACAUGGCAUUCUACGGAGUACUCGCUGCUCUGGUGGCCAUUUGCAUGUGGGCCUUCUUCCAGACACUGGACCCGCGUAUACCCAAAUGGACAUUGGAUGGCUCCAUAAUUGGCACAAGUCCAGGACUCGGCUUCCGCCCACUGCCGCCGGUUGAUAAUGUGGAGAGCACAUUGAUCUGGUACAAGGGCACACAGCAUGAGAACUACAAGCACUGGACGGAUUCCCUGGAUAAGUUCCUUGAUGUGUACAAAACGCCCGGCUUGACUCCAGGACGUGGUCAAAACAUUUACAACUGCGACUAUAACCAACCACCACCAAGGGGUCAGGUUUGCGAUGUGGAUAUUAAAUUGUGGUCCCCUUGUACCAAGGAGAACAACUAUAGCUACCAUAAGAGUUCGCCUUGUAUUUUCCUCAAGCUGAACAAAAUCUACGACUGGAUUCCCGAGUACUACAAUAGUUCAAAGAAUUUGCCCAGUAACAUGCCCGAAAAUCUGAAGACCUACAUCGCCGAGAUCGAACAGAAGGAAGCGCACAAGCUCAACACAAUUUGGGUCUCCUGUGAGGGUGAAAAUCCGGCCGAUCAGGAGAACAUCGGACCAGUUAACUAUUUGCCCGUACGUGGCUUCCCCGGCUAUUUCUAUCCGUACCACAACUCCGAGGGUUACUUGAGUCCCCUCGUUGCUGUGCACUUCCAGCGUCCCAAACGUGGCAUUAUCAUCAAUAUUGAGUGCAAAGCCUGGGCACGCAACAUUAUUCAUGAUCGCAAGGAGAGACUUGGCUCUGUUCACUACGAGCUCUUGAUCGAUUAAAGAGAUCGAUUAAAUACAAAAUGUAGCAACUAAUAAAGACGAUCGUUUGUCUAAAAUAGUUAAAACAACACCAAAAUUCAGUUUUUCCUAAGAAAUACAAUUUACAGCUUCAUUCUUAUAUACAAAAUAAACCACGAAAUAAGAAAUGACAACACAAAAAAAAGACAUAUAUAAAAAGAAAAACAAAAAGAUUAAGAAAGCCAGUACCAUCUUUUGAUAAUACAAUUUUUAAAUGUAGCUUCUUCUUAUACAAAUAAAAGUAAAAUAUAAUAUUAAAGAUUUAUAGCAAGAAUUUAGUCUACCGCCUAAGAAGAUUUCUAUAAAUUUCAAGCGAUUUUGCGAUUAUUACAAAGAAAUAUUCUAAUAAUUAUGAUUAUAAUUAAUGAUAUUGCUGCUGAAUGGAGAUGUUCCCCCUAUAUAUUAUGCUAACAUGCCGAUUUGUGAAAGUAAAUCUCCAAGGAUUGUACUAAAUGCGAAACAAAAAAAAAGCUAGCCAAUUACGAAUCUCAUUUAGCUCUGUUUCAAACUACGACAAAUUUACAUGUUAUUGCUUAUUUAAAUAAAAAAAUUAAUACAAAAACGAAAAUUGUCAUAAAAAUCACUAUUAAAACUGCCAUUUAAAAGCGCGCGAAAAUUUUUAGUAGCCCGUAAAAGGAAAAACAUGUUAGAAUUAUAUUUAAAUUUAAAUUUAAAUUACAAAUGAAAAUUGAUGUCAACAGCAAAAGGAACAACAACAAAUAAUAAUAAUUAUUAAUAUUAUUAUGAAUACAUUUAAAAAUUUGCGAUAUAAAUCUUACUGACCAAAACAUUGUACAAUCUUAAACUACAACUAUUGCAUCAACUUUUGGGAGCCAAAUAAAGUUUUUAUUCCAUUAAAAGGAACAAUUCCAAGGAAACAUACCUAUUAAAACCCUUUUUUAACUAAAAUAAUAACAACAAUCUUAUAAACAAUAUUAAUAAACGAUAUUCUAUGAACAAUUUUCGAAUAUUUUUAAAUACUUAUAAAGACACAAGUCAAAUGGAAUGUAUAACAAUCACACCAAUAAAAAAAUUCGAAAAUUUAUUUUUAAGUUAAUUAAUGUUAAAUCCAAAACAAAACAAAAACAACUAAACAGCUAUGGCUAUGUGAAAUCAUCUUUAACCUGUUCUCAAUAAAAUGGGCGAUACAAAAUCAAAAA
Molecule: messenger RNA, 2373 nt
Organism: Drosophila innubila
Lineage: Eukaryota; Metazoa; Arthropoda; Insecta; Diptera; Drosophilidae
Gene: nrv2
Product: sodium/potassium-transporting ATPase subunit beta-2
Exons: 7
Coding region: 227-1195 (322 amino acids)
Biological process (GO): sodium ion export across plasma membrane; potassium ion import across plasma membrane; intracellular sodium ion homeostasis
Cellular component (GO): sodium:potassium-exchanging ATPase complex
Molecular function (GO): ATPase activator activity
Source: RefSeq, a predicted model, not a curated record